This is a messenger RNA of Aspergillus affinis, 2091 nucleotides long. Its product is annotated as putative transcription initiation factor TFIID subunit. Gene Ontology annotation, biological process: transcription initiation at RNA polymerase II promoter. Gene Ontology annotation, molecular function: RNA polymerase II general transcription initiation factor activity; protein binding. The record is from RefSeq and is a predicted model, not a curated record. The transcript has 3 exons. Lineage: Eukaryota; Fungi; Ascomycota; Eurotiomycetes; Eurotiales; Aspergillaceae. Gene Ontology annotation, cellular component: transcription factor TFIID complex. Bases 1 to 2091 code for a protein of 696 amino acids.
AUGUCAAAUCAUGUCAACACCGCUGACGUACUGAACAAGGUCAUCGACUAUCUGGCCAAGAAAGGGUAUAGCCGCACAGAGGCCAUGCUGCGCAUGGAAUCUGCAAAUCAAGAAAUUGAUGGACGUCCUUUGCCUCCUCUGGGAGAGGACGCACGGCCAAAAUAUAGAAUGGGUUUCGAUCUACUCAAAGUAUGGGUUGAAGACAACUUGGACCUAUACAAGCCCGAGCUGAGACGGAUUCUCUGGCCGCUUUUCGUCUACUCUUUUCUUAACAUGGUGACUUCGUUCUACCCGCAGGAUGCGAAACAGUUCUUUGAAAUCAACAAGAACCUCUUUCUUCCAGAGCACACGGAGGACGUGCGCGCCUUGGAGCCUAUCAGCCUGCCGGAGCAUGUCCAGGACAACUCCGUCGCGAAGCUGUACCGCACGAACAAAUAUCGCCUGGUGCUCAGCAACCCGGCUUUCUCGAACCUCAUGCAGUUCCUCGAAAACAAGCAGAAGGAAGGCGGCUCCGUCAUGUCCGCUAUCUUGAGCAGUUUCUGCACGGUCAUCACUAAAGAGCGUGCCGCCGACGGCCGAUUCAGUUUCGCUGCCAUGCUCGGUCAAGCCUCAGGAGGCCAGACCUUCCCGGCUGAAGACGAGGGUAUUCCAGGUCAUCAUCCUGGAUCUGCGUAUACCGGAGACAACCCAGCUAUGGCGGGAACUUUGCCCAGAUUGAGGCUCGGAAAGUUGCCGAUGGAAGACACGCUAGAGUCUGACGUUCGAGGCGAGUUGGCCGACGAAGAUGCGAAGAAUACUCCAACUGCGGGCCAAAACACCCUGGUCCAAGAGUUCGAUCAGAUGAUCAAAAAGGAAGAAGACGACGAAGCCCCCACACGUACAGAUAUUCCGUACCCCCCGUCAACGGCACGUGAUGUGGCGAUUGAAGUGCAAAAGGUGAAGGAAAACCGUGACCGAUUCAGAAUCGAAGGCCGGACGGGCGGCGUCGGUCCUGCCGUCAGCGUCUGCAUGUUCACCUUCCAUAAUACUUACGACGGAAUCAACUGCUUGGACUUCUCCGAUGACAAUAUGCUCGUUGCAGCUGGUAUGCAAGAGUCGUACAUCCGGGUUUGGAGUCUGGAUGGAAAACGUAUCCCAAACACCUACGACAAUGUGGAUGACUCGGGCCCGUCCAAUUCUCGUCGUUUGAUCGGCCACUCCGGGCCUAUCUACGCGGUGGCUUUUGCUCCGUCCAUCACACGCACUGAGAAUGCGGUGGCCCCCACGAACGCCCGCUGGCUUCUCUCAUCCUCCGCCGACAAGACCAUCCGACUGUGGUCUCUGGAUCUGUGGCAAUGUAUGGUUGUCUACAAGGGCCACGAUCAGCCUGUUUGGGACUUGCAGUGGGGACCGUAUGGACAUUACUUCGCUUCUGGCGGACACGACAAGACCGCUCGCCUUUGGGUGACCGACCACAUUCGCCAACAGCGGAUCUUUGUCGGCCACGAUCAGGACGUCGAUUGCGUGUGUUUCCACCCCAAUUCCGCCUAUAUCUUUACCGCCAGCUCGGAUCAUACGGUGCGCAUGUGGGCGGUGACCACGGGCAACGCCGUGCGGAUGUUCACUGGACACACGGGCAACAUCACCGCUCUCGCCUGCAGUCGCGACGGGAAGCUUCUGGCAUCGGCCGAUGACCACGGCUCGAUCUUGCUGUGGGACCUUGCGAAAGGACGACUGACCAAGCGCAUGCGCGGCCACGGCAAGGGCGGAAUCUGGUCGAUUAGCUGGAGCGUGGAAUCGACGGUGCUCGUCUCCGGCGGCGCUGACGGCACGGUCCGAGUGUGGGACGUAACCAGACCCUCUCAGGACUCCUCGCAAGGCCGAGUGGUUGGUGAUGGCGCAGCCGGUACGAAGGUGGACGCAGGAACCUCCGCGGGGUCCGGCACGCAGGCGUCUAGCUCCGUUGCCCCGGGCAUCGGCAAGAAGAAGGGCAAAGACGUCGUGGUUUCGCCCGAUCAAAUCAGCGCUUUCCCUACGAAGAAGAGUCCCGUCUACAAGGUGAAGUUCACCAAUAUGAACCUGAUCAUCGCUGGUGGCGCUUAUCUUCCCUGA